AUGCUAGCCAACUCGUGCAUGUUGACGUACGUCGGUUGCGCCGCUGCGAUCCUGGAUACGUGCUGCUGCGUCAACGGAGACGGCUUCCUAUUCGGCAGCUCGGCGGCGGACGGCAGCACGCGUACGCCUUGCACGCCGGCGAUCUUCGCGGCCGGCAUUGAGGUUUCGCAAAGAACAGUGCAGCGGAGGUUAGCAGAAGAGGGUCUUAUUGGACGUAGACCAGCACGCAAACCAAGACUUACACCUGCUAUGAUAUCAAGCGAUACCAAUGGGCACGAAGAUACAAGGAUUUCACGACUGAUAACUGGAGGAACAUUUUUAUCGGUAGAGUAG
Messenger RNA from Acanthoscelides obtectus, 333 nucleotides. The record is from the annotation of a GenBank genome assembly. Lineage: Eukaryota; Metazoa; Arthropoda; Insecta; Coleoptera; Chrysomelidae.